Messenger RNA from Trypanosoma theileri, 489 nucleotides. RefSeq lists its product as uncharacterized. The record is from RefSeq and is a predicted model, not a curated record. The transcript has a single exon. NCBI's taxonomy places the organism in Eukaryota, Euglenozoa, Kinetoplastea, Trypanosomatida, Trypanosomatidae. Bases 1 to 489 code for a protein of 162 amino acids.
AUGUCGGUGGAUAUCGCCACACCGCUACUCUUUGUACCCCACAGACGCCGCAGUGGAGCGGUCCAGCAACACAAAGCCCCCUUCCCACCCACAGUCCACACACAAUGGCAGAGACAGCCACACACUCACACUCUCACAUGCUCAUAUCAGAGGGGCACUGCCGCAUUCACUAAAAUGUACACGGAGCCACACACCUGCAGAGAGGAAAAGAAAAACACAAGAGAAGAAGAAGAACAACAACAACAGGAUACCAACAGCACAAAGGUCACUCACAAUACAAUAAACACAGGUGACACUCCCAUCAGAGAAAAACAUUCACCCACACCAGCACAUCAACUCAACCCCAAGAAGAAAAAAAAAGAAAAAACAGAUCCAUUACGUGAAGCCGAAGCGGAACAGUCUCAGUCCCUCCCCGCAGGCUGCAGUCACUCAAGCAAGCCACACAACAAACAACACACACACAAGGGNAGAAAAGAGACACACAUUUAA